AGACAAGGGGAGUGAGACGGAAGAAAGGAGGGGAGGGAGAGGAGAGUCUGUGGUUAAGUGCUUGUAAGUGUGUGUGUGUUUGUGUAAGUGUGUGUGUGUGCGUGCGUGUGUGUGUGUGUGUGUGUGUGAAAUCAGACAGAGAAAGUGUCCAAGUGCAAGACAGUGAGCCGGGGAGAGAGAUGCUCGGAGAGGAUGAGGAGUAACAGGGCGAGGCAGCAGCGAGAGGCUCUGUGUGUGCGUAUAUGUGUGUGUGUGUUUGAGGAAUAGUGUGUGAACAGAGGGAUGCAGUCAUGUCUCUCUGAGAGGGAGCAGCACAGCAACGGUAACCAUGCUGAGCCCCAAGAUAAAACAGGCACGCCGGGCACGAUCCAAGAGCAUGGUGCUUGGAGAGUUAUCUCGGAUCUCCAGGCCCAGCUCGCCUCUGGAUCAGGAGAAAGCACUGAAGGCAGGCUGGCUGAAGAGACAGCGGAGUAUCAUGAAAAACUGGCAGCUGCGUUGGUUUGUCCUGAGGACCGAAGCUCUGUAUUUCUACAAGGACCAGGAUGAAACCAAGGCACAGGGUUGUAUUCCUCUUCAGGGCAGUCAGGUCAAUGAGCUGCCUACCAAUCAGGACGAGCCUGGUCGUCACCCUUUUGAAAUUGUUCCAGGGGGGGCUGGAGAGAAGGAUCGAACAGGCAUUAACCACGAGUCAUUCCUGUUGAUGGCCAACUCUCAGAGUGACAUGGAGGAUUGGGUCAGAGCCAUACGUAGAGUCAUAUGGGCUCCACUUGGAGGAGGUGUCUUCGGGCAGCACCUAGAGGAGACAAUGCUGUACGAGGCCCAGUGUGGCCCUCAGCGACUCGUCCCUGUGCUGGUCGAACAGUGCGUGUGUUUCAUACGUGAACAUGGGCUCGAGGAGGAGGGCCUUUUCAGGGCCCCCGGACAGACCAAUCAUGUUCGAGAGCUGCAGGAUGCUUUUGACCGUGGCGAGAAGCCAGUAUUUGACAGUACCACAGAUGUCCACACAGUGGCAUCGCUGAUAAAACUGUACAUACGAGAGCUGCCGGAGCCUAUAAUCCCAUUCCCCAAAUACACACAGUUUCUCUCUUGUGCUCAGCUUCUUACCAAGGACAAGACAAUAGGUAUCAUAGAGCUAGGAAAACUGGUGAAAUCCCUUCCUCAGGUCAACUACAACCUCCUAACAUACAUCUGCAAGUUUCUGGACGAGGUUCAAUCCCACUCCAAUGAGAAUAAGAUGAGUGUUCAGAAUCUGGCCACUGUGUUUGGACCCAAUAUCCUUCGGCCCAGAGUGGAGGAUCCAGUCACCAUGAUGGAGGGAAGUUCACAGGUGCAGCAUCUCAUGACUGUGCUGAUCAGUGAACACACCCAACUUUACCAACGGGAGGAGCCGGAAACUGAGGCCAAAAUUCCCCCAAAGCUACAGCAGAUGCAACGGUGCAAAGUCGAAUGGCUUUCACAAGAAGAUAUUGAACCUCCACCCUCCAAAACCCCUAAAGAGGAACCCCAAUCUUCCACCCCUUCUACAGACAGUAAGCCGACUGCACCAAGCCCCAUUACAACGUCAGAAAAGGGUGAGGAUGGUCAGAGUGAAGGGAAGGCCAAAGGUAAGACAGAAGAGAAAGUGGACGGAAAAGCAGAGAGCAAAACAGAAGGGAAAGUUGUAAGUGAAGUUGCUGUUAGCCCUAGUAAACAGUCCAAAGCCCUGCCCUCAUGGAGGUGCUCCUUCAAAGGUGGUGCAGCAUCUGGGGUGCAGAGGGGGAAAAUAGGGGGGUCGGCAGGGGAUGUGUCAGCAGCUGGUGGGAGCAACUGGCUGAUGAAUGGCCUGUCGUCCCUCCGAGCUCAAAGGCGCACCACCUCCUCUGGUGAAAGACUUAAAGACUCUACCCUGAAGGAUUCAACCCUCUCCCUUAAAGAGACCACUAUCCCGCUUAAGGACACACAGAGAGACUCUGAUGAAGACUCCUCUCAAACACUCCUGUCUCACAGAGUCCUCCACCAAUCCCACAGACUGUCUGCCUACGACAAUGUUGCCCCCUCCAGUCUAAGCCUGCCUGCUGACACCUCCUCCAUCUGGACGUCCUUUGAGAUCUCGUUGGCCGAGCCGGAGGGAAGCGAUAAGGCAGUAAAACCAGGGCAGAGUCAAGAGAAACCCACAGAGGUGAGGGACAGUACAAGUACUCUGGAUAACAGUGCAAGCGGUACUGAGGAUGACGUCACAGGAACAAAUGAAGGUCUCGCCAACAUGCUGACCGAGCUCAAGCAGGAGCUGAAGAAACAGAGGACGAGCUACGAAACCUGCAUUCGCAAGUUGGAGGAGUCGUGUUCUAAGUACCAGUCCGAGGUAAACCGCCUCGAGGAGGAGCUGGACCAGGAGAAAAAGAAGUUUCACAUGCUGGAGAUCCGACUCAGGAACUCGGACAGGGCACAUCAAGACGCAGAGAACCGAAACAAUCUCCUGCAGAAAGAGAUGGAGGAGUUCUUCAAAACUCUUGGAGAUCUGACCACAGGAGCAACACGGAGCAACUAGCCCAGACCAACCUGCCUUCAUCUGGUCCAUAAGAGGAGGAGGAGCUUAAUUACUUGGAAGACCAGUCAGCCCCAAAGCUUUGAAGACCAAAUACCUCUAGCGCAGUACUACUUGCCAUCGUGUCCUCUUUAGUACAGCCGUCUUGUGCCUACACUAACCAGUGCCGGUGCCAAACGAGAACUCCUCUGGACUAAGCAAGCAUUUUAUCGUUCCGCAGAAUUCCCUCAUUAUACACUAAGUCAUGUAGCUGAUUAUGUAUUGACUAAAUUCCUCUGUGUAAGAGAGCAGAAAAGCCUUAUUGAUGAUAUGAUAGUGUUCCUGUACACACCCUUUUCAUUUCCCCUUAGAACUCAUAUUCUCAAAAGAAAUGUUAACUUGACAGUAAAAGAAAGAACAAUGAGAGACAAUAAAAAUUCAACUCUUUUAUUUGUUGGAGUUGAAGGUAGACAGUUUCCAUUUCUGAUGUAUAUAAUUGGUCUGUUAGUGAGGCAAUUUUAAAUCCAAAGGCUUAACACACAACUGAUCUGAUCAAAACACACUACAACAGGUUAACUAUUUGCUGUCAGUGUUUGGCCAAACCGUCAGAAGACUGCAUCAUCAUCAUCCCAGUAGUGCUGAAUGGCUUUGUCGUCUUUCCUCUAAAUGUACCUGCACUAAAACCAGAUUUGCUCAGAGAAAACUCAUGCGUAUUCUAUUCUAUCUUUUCUAUGUUUGAGGAGAUGAAGGAGAGGAAAACAAAAACAAAAACAGGAAGCCACAACAGUCAGUUGAGAUGUGGCCUAGAACCGGUUCAGGACAUGCAUCACAAUCCCCAAAGUGCAUUCUGGGAGCUGAUGCUAGGGGUUACUGCCUGGAGCGCCCAACCAUGAAAAGGGCAAAGGGACAGGUUGGGAAUAUGAGUCAUCAAAUACAUCCAAAGGUUACCAUGGCAGGUAGCAGAUGCUCGUUCCCUGACUCUCAGAAAACAUACAUACAGUAAAAUGUACAGAUCAAUCACUGACUAUAUUAAUCUAUGAAUUAUAUUGCACAGAAAAUGAAAAUGAAAAAAAAAAUGCAUAUAAAUAGUACUUCUGAAUGAAAUGUACAUUACAUACAAUAGACUCCUCCUAGCUUGAAAUAAAUAAAUAAAUAACGAAAGUACUGAAAAAGAUGGAUCUCGUUUUCGCAUUUCUUUCAAAGGAUGUGUGCCAUGAUAGACAUACUGUAUCUUCAAAAACGUGCGUGUGUGUGUGUGUGUGUGAGGUAGAACUCAGAAAGACGCACCACAGAAGAGAGGAGCAUCUGCAACG
Molecule: messenger RNA, 3816 nt
Organism: Cottoperca gobio
Lineage: Eukaryota; Metazoa; Chordata; Actinopteri; Perciformes; Bovichtidae
Gene: arhgap22a
Product: Rho GTPase activating protein 22a
Exons: 10
Coding region: 329-2527 (732 amino acids)
Biological process (GO): signal transduction; activation of GTPase activity
Cellular component (GO): focal adhesion
Molecular function (GO): GTPase activator activity
Source: RefSeq, a predicted model, not a curated record